Molecule: messenger RNA, 2358 nt
Organism: Trichoderma gamsii
Lineage: Eukaryota; Fungi; Ascomycota; Sordariomycetes; Hypocreales; Hypocreaceae
Product: OPT oligopeptide transporter
Exons: 7
Coding region: 1-2358 (785 amino acids)
Biological process (GO): transmembrane transport
Molecular function (GO): oligopeptide transmembrane transporter activity
Source: RefSeq, a predicted model, not a curated record
AUGGCGGCGUCAAUAACAGAUGACAACGUUGUUGCCGAGGAUAAGGCAGUCAGACAUGAAAUCUCCGACGAGGAGAUUCGCUAUGGUGACUCCGAGAAGAACGAGAAGCUUAAAACCGGAAUAAGCAGCGCUGUCCCCGUUGAUAGUGACGACGACAAUAGUGGACAGGACAACGCCAGCGACGAUGUUAUCAUCAUUACCGGCGCUGAUGCAGCAGCUCAUCUAUUGCCGCUGCGAGAUGAUGGGGAGCCUUCCGUGACAUUCCGAAGUCUCUUCCUGGCUACAUGUCUCUCUGCUUUUCAAGCUAUUAUGAGCCAGAUCUACCAGUUCAAACCAACGGCAGUAACAAUUUCAGGAACGUUUAUUGUCCUCAUCGCCUACUUCGCAGGCAAUGCGUGGGCUACGUUUCUUCCUCGCGGUGAUCGAUUAAGGGCACGAUGGGCAGCCAAGCACGGCCAAGCAAAGGUGCCCCUCUGGAUAACUGUCGCCUCUUUCAUCAACCCCGGACCCUGGAACCUCAAAGAACACGCUGUAUGUGCUAUUACAGCCACAUCAGCCUCAAACGCCUCUGCCAGUAUUACAGUAUUCACUGCACAAGAUCUAUUCUACAACCUACCCUUGACUGCAUCUACUGUCGUCUUGAGCACAAUCUCCAUUGGUUUAUUCGGCUAUGGCAUCUGCGGCAUGCUGCGUCCUAUUGCAGUCUGGCACGUGGAAGCUGUCUACUGGAGCACUCUUCCUACUGUGAAGACACUCCAAGGACUGCACUGGCAAGACUUGAAGGGUUCUAAACCACUUCGAUUCUUCUGGUACAGCUUUGUGGGAAUGUUCUUUUACGAGUUCUUUCCAGCUUACAUUUUCCCGUUUCUGAAUUCCGUCUCUAUCCCGUGUUUGGCAGCCAUGCGUGCCACUGGUUCAAAAGCAGCUGUCCUUACGAACCUUUUCGGCGGCUCGAUAAACAACGAAGGGUUGGGAUUGUUUAGUCUUUCUUUCGAUUGGCAAUAUAUUACGUCUUUCAACACCUCUCUACCCUUGACGUUACAAGCUCAUUCCGUAGCGGGAUAUAUCGUUUGUUACGCUGUGAUGCUCGCCAUCUAUUAUACGAAUUCUUGGAAUGCAAAGUCGCAGCCAUUCAUGUCUACGCAACUCCGAGCUGAAGAUGGUUCCAAGUAUCCCAUCGCGAAAGUGUUUGUUGGCGGCGUGCUCGACGAAAGCGCUUUGCAGAAGUAUGGCAUCCCUAAGCUCACAGGAAGCUUUGCUUACGCCAUGUUCAUGGCAAAUGCCGCAAUCGGAGCCCUAGUUGCUCAUUGCGCUCUGUUCUGGGGCGGAGACAUCAAGAGAGCAUACAAGAGCGCAAAGAGCGGACGAUACGACGACCGGCAUCACGCACACAUGGCUGAGAACUACAAGGAGACACCAUGGUGGUGGUACAUCGUGGUACUUGUUUUCAGCUUUGUCCUCGGUCUUGUCGUUGUAAUCAAGGAAAACAUUACGCUUCCUGCAUGGGCUUAUAUCGUAUCGCUGCUCCUGGGAAUCUUUAUUGCGCCUUUCAGCACCAUCCUCUACUCACGAUAUGGCAACGGCAUUGCCACCAACAAUCUGUCCAAGAUGUUGGCUGGUCUGAUGCUUCCGGGCCGCCCCGUCGGCAACAUGUACUUUGCUGCUUGGUCACACAACGUUAUUGUGAAUUGUGUCAAUUUGUGCAAUGACUUGAAGAUGGGAGAAUAUCUGAAAAUUCCUCCUCGAGUCAUGUUUGUGACACAAAUCUACGGAACUAUCCUGGGCGGCUUUGUCAACUACGGCAUCAUGAUCAGCAUCGUCGGCGGUAACCGCGACCUCCUUGUGGACGGCAAUGGAAACGCUUCAUGGAGUGGUGCGACCAUUCAAUCAUACAACACCAAUGCGACAUCUUGGGCCCUCGCAAAGUAUCUUUACAAGGCGGGUGCAGAGUACGAAAUGGUGUCUGUCGGAUUGGCUAUCGGUGCUGCAGUGGUUGUAGCCCAUCGUGUAUUCGCAUACUUCGUCCCUAAGAUCCGGGGCUUUUCGACCUACGACAUCAACAUGCCUCAGUUCAUUCAAUAUGCGGGAUACAUCCCGUACAAUGCGUCCCAGACUUGCGUCAUCUUGAGUCAGGUCCUCGCCGGAUUUUUCACUCAGUUCUAUCUGCGAAAUUAUCGACCGCGUAUCUUCAAAGAUUACUCGUACCUCAUUACUGGUGCCUUCGAUGGUGCCAGUCUUACUGCACUAUUCAUUCUAUCGUUUGCAGUUUUCGGGGCCGGCGGCCGUUCUGUCCCCUUUCCCUCAUGGUGGGGAAACCAUGUCGACGGCUACUAUGACUUCUGCCCGGCCCCAGAGUAA